CCCCCCCUUUUCUCUUCCAUUUCCAUGGCCAAAGUGUACCCUCAAACAGCGCCGUCGCCGUCGUCUUCCUCGCUCUGUUCUGAAACAGAAUCCUUCACCAUUUGGAUGAAAUCUCUGAUCUACCACACAAAUGGCUGCACCGUCUUCGAUUCCAAUGGCGAUAUCGUCUACCGAGUCGAUAACUACGACAGAAAAUGCAGCCGUGAAGUUUACCUCAUGGAUCUCAGAGGAAACGUCCUCUUCACCAUCAGAAAAAAGAAAUUUUCGGUUCUUGGAGGAUGGGACGGGUUCCGAUGGAUCGAAUCGGAGAGAAGUAAGAGCCCUAACUUUCGAGUGAGGAAACUGUACAGAGGAUUGAGGAGAAAUCAAUCGAUUUGUGAAAUUAGCGUGGGAUUCGAGAGGUUUUCGUUGGUGCAAACGGACGGGAAAUUAGCCUUCAGAAUAAUCAACAUCAAUGGAGAAGUAAUUGCAGAGGCGAAAAGAAAAGUAUGUUCGAACGGAGUGCUUUUGGGAGACGAUGUGUUGAGUUUAGAUGCGAAUUCUGAGAUCGAUCGAUCGUUGGUUAUGGCUUUGGUGACGGUUUAUGGAUUAAUUCGUCGCCAGAUGUAAAUUAUAUUAUCAAACAAAAUAUACAAAUUUUUGCUUUU
Messenger RNA from Momordica charantia (bitter melon), 647 nucleotides. Its product is annotated as LURP-one-like protein (DUF567). The record is from RefSeq and is a predicted model, not a curated record. NCBI's taxonomy places the organism in Eukaryota, Viridiplantae, Streptophyta, Magnoliopsida, Cucurbitales, Cucurbitaceae.